GAAUAAAGCUGCUGUGUCAUCGUCUAUCUCGUGUGUACUACCAACCGAAAGAAGAGUAGAGACCACAACGCUGACGAGAGUGGGCUCCUUCUGGUCAUCAAUGCAAAUGCUCUACCGGCAGCGGCACCGGCAGCAGUUCAUCUAGGCCAAAAUCUCGGUUACAACAACCAAAACCGACGUCACAGGCAGCUAUUUCCCUCGAUUCAUUGUCGUGAAAAAAAAAGCAAAAUGCCCCCCAGCUCGAAUGGUGGAGGAUCUUCGGCAAGCUCGAAAAAUGGUUCGCGAGCGGUUUCGAAGGAUUCAUCCGCUUCCGAAGCCAAGCGGUCCGGCAGCAAGUCCGGGGGCGCUCGCAAGUCGGUCAAGCAAGGCACCGGAGGUGCUGGCAGCAGCAAGCGCGCCUCCUCGAAGAACUCUUCGAACAGCGAAAACAACAAUCAGAAAGAGGAUACAGUCACGGAAACCGAUGAAGUGCCAGAUGACGUGGAUUUGGACAAAGAUGAGCACAGCUCGCGACAGGACGAAAAUUCUUCCUCCGUCAUGGGGGAGUCCACCGAAGAAGAGCUUCGCGAGCAGGAGGCCCUCGAGCGGCAACGGGUAAUCGAGGUGCAACAACGCUUGGAAGCGCUGAUUCGAAACGUGCCCACGCCGGAAACCUGCGCGGACGUUUUUCCUCGCGAGGAUCGGACAAAAGACUGCAUGGAGGGAAAGGUAAAUCAAUAGAUGCGCACGCGCUUUCAUUGGCAUCGUUGUCGUGUAUGUAAGUAAGUAUGUUUAUGUCGAUUCUUUCUGUUUUCGGCGGUUAUCAACAGCCUCAAGAACAUCUCCCUCAACGGAACGUCGCAGACGGGAUACGUAGUGCCUCCUCCGCAAUAAAGCCACUAUGUCAAAUCAAAAUUCAGGUUCGCGAUUUCCUAGCCAAGUGCGGAUCCACGGAGGAGGCGAUCUCGGGCAUGAAAGAGGACUGCGAGGAGGAGCUCGAAAAGAUUAAGGUUGCGCGGAAGGAUGUGAAGCAGUGGUUCCGCAACACGGCGGAAGCCGGCAUUCAGACCGCAAUCGGGGAAGCGCUCGAUGCUAUCAAGGGGUUAGCAAAGUUGCGGGGCCAGUUACUCGAGAAGAUCGAUAAGCAGUUGUCGCAAAAUAAAACCUGCAUCGAUGAGGCAAGAAGCAUCAAAGAAGCCGGGCAAAAGCUACGCGACAAAGUCGAGGACAAUCGAAGGUACCCAAAUUGAAAUUUAAUCAAAAAAAGCGUAUGUUGCGCAUCGCUGCUGGUUUCACUGUCCUGAUGUGCUGGCAGCUGGAGCUCCAGCUUCCCUGUAGUAAAUUACGUCGACGUGGUGGUCAACCUGCCUUAGUUCGCUCCCCUAAGUAUGUUUUUGAGUUGUUCUCCUCGCAUCAACCAUGCUGAUUCAGAGGGAGCAUCAACUACUACGGAUAUAGAUAGAAAGUUAACAUGUCUUUGCAACAAUGGUGUAAAGACCAAAAUGCUUAAGCUCCUCUGUGUCGAUGUCAACGUAGGUACCUUGCUUCCAUCCACGGCGAGGUUGCGCAACUGGUCCAGGACUGGCAGGAUAAUGUGGUCAACGGCAAGAAACACAUGCUGAAGGAGGGCGGGCGUUUUGUGAAGAUGGCCGAGAAGACGGUUGACCGGCUCGGUCUAAUCCGCUGUCGCGAAACGACCGCCAUCGACGACGAAGUCUACACCGCCAUGCUGCAACAGUACACGUAUCCGACAGCCCGACGGCGCAUCCACGAGAUCAUGGGGCGGGAACCCAUGAGCCCGGAAGGGCGAGCAGCGCUGAAGCUCCCGAUCGACGGCGAAGAAAAGGAAAAGACGAGCAAUGUACCGGGAGUCGCGACCGUCUACCCGGGCACCGCGCGUCCCGACGGUGGCGGCGAGGGAGCGCCGGAUGCCGAAGGUGGUACGGCAGGGGGUGGUGAGGAAGCGGAUGUCGAACUCCCAUCACCAACGCUCGAAGUCAAUAACGACGGUGGAGGUGCUCCCGCCGAAAACGAACAGACAGCGCCUCCUCUGGGGGAAGCUGACGUAGCAGACACCACUGUAGCUGCUGGCACCGAACCGCAAUUGUCAGGAGCGGCAUCCUCUUCGCAUGGUGUGGGGACACUUGCGGAAGCCGCCCCUCAGCAGGUUGCCGACAAGAUAGAAGUGGCAGCAGAGGCAGCACCCAAAGCGUACCAUUUUCAGUCUUGAGAUGACCACACAAAAAUCAAAUUCUGGCACGUUUGCAACAAGUAGACAGGGUAAAGAUGCUACUCCUACUAUUGUAAAUUGAACUUCAUCUACUUCAACUUCAACAAAGUCAGUAUCCAAAUGCAAAGCGAUGCCGAAAUUAAAAAUGUGCACGUUUUGUAAGUGUUUGCAAUUUUUGCCACAUAAGAAAGUACGAAAUGCAUGAACUACUUACCUGGUGCACGACCAAUUGUAAAAGCAAGCCCCUAGCCCACCUCCUACCUCGUUGUAUUUUUGAGUCCCAAAUUCGUAGUGGUAGUCGCAACCCGUCAGGGUGGAAUAAACGUGCAUUAUAAUAAAGCUGAACUACUAUGAGUAUGAUAAGCAUCAGUCUUACGUAGUAUCUAUUAGGCGGAGGUCGAGCUCGAGACGCUGGUAGCGCUCUUGACCUUAGAUACUCCAAAUGAACCUGUGUCCGAUGCUCUUCUUCACAUCCAUGGUGGUGCUUCGUUCGUUUUCCCUCGCUGGGCGAAGUUGAACUCGACUACUCUGAGGGGACGCUCCUCUGGUGAUUAUUCUCGUCCUCAUUCAUCCGAAAGUACAAAUUAUAAAUUCAUAGAUUUUCAUUUUGUCCACCAGAAUGAAUCCAC
Amoebophrya sp. A120 is the source of this 2838-nucleotide messenger RNA. Lineage: Eukaryota; Dinophyceae; Syndiniales; Amoebophryaceae. The record is from the annotation of a GenBank genome assembly.